Symbiodinium sp. CCMP2592 is the source of this 429-nucleotide messenger RNA. The record is from the annotation of a GenBank genome assembly. Lineage: Eukaryota; Dinophyceae; Suessiales; Symbiodiniaceae.
AUGUCGACUCCUUUUUGGAUAAUGGGCAGCAGUGUUUCCUUUUUGCAGUUCGAUGGCGAACUGUUCGCUCUUCGUGUGCUCCACCGGUCCGACGGGACCCUGUGGAAGGUCUUGCGGGCUAUGAUGUCUUUGUCGCUGUGCCUCCUGCAACAGCUGCCGAUGGAGAUGGCGGACUCCCGUGUCUGGUCCGUGGAGAGCGGUGAGCUGGUCCACGAGAUCAAGAAGGCCCGGCAAAUCGAUCGGAGUCCUGGUGCUGGCGAAGGUGGAGAACGAAUGAUUUCGGAGGAGAACGUGUUGGCCCUCGCCAGACUUGGUGACUUGUACCAGGUGGGUUUCCUCACGGAAACGAAGCUUUUGUGCGGAGGUGAACCGCGGACGACGCCUUUCUCCGCGGAGACUCAGCUUCUCCUGGCCGAACUGCUGAUUUAG